AUGUCCCUUGUCCUUUGUCAUCUUGUCUUGGCUGAUGUCGACGGGGCUAUCAAUCGCCUCCAAAACUCACUGCCGGGGAAGAUCCAGACUGAAGGUAUCCCGCCGCCAUACAACCCUCGUUUUAAUGCAGCUAAUGGUUACAGUCCAGCUGCUAUGGUUUACGUGUCAUCAGCUGAGGAUAUCAUCGCUGCCUUGGAGAUCUGUCAUGACGAAGAUGCCCCCGUAGCCUUGAGGAGUGACAGCGGCCAUUCUUUCAUUGGUCAGUCUACAGUUGACGGCGGUAUUGUCAUCAAUUUCAUGAAGCUGAGAGACUGGCAAAUCACUAUGGAAGGGGACCGGUAUAUCGCCAAACUUGGCUCUGGCUUGAAUCUACUAGAGAUCUACUCUAGGCUAGCUCGACAUCACCCACCCCUUGGGAUCGCUGCUGGUUUGCGUCCAUCUGUUGGUUUAGCUGGUUUGGCCUCGGGCGGUGGGUACGGCACCAGCUCGGCGAAAUACGGUGCCACCGUUGAUAGAAUAGUCGCUGCUGAAGUGGUCGUCUAUAAUCGAGAUGGAAAACGGUUCGAGUUGGUUACCGCUACCGGUUACAACGAGCAUUCUGACCUCCUUUUUGCUGUACGCGGCGGUAUGGGCGGCAACUACGGUGCACUAGUUUCCAUCAGUUACGAUGCGUUUCCUGUCGCGAACGUGGUUAGUAUGGUUGCAUUUGAGCCUCUGGUUGACCUUCCGGUACAAGCUCAAAGUAUCAAAGCUUUUCAGGAGUUCAUGCACUCCGAUGCUGCCGGACCCCAAAUUUACAGUAUCUUGAGGCUUCUCGGUUCAAGCGGCGCUGAAUAUAAUGUCCAGUGCAUUUGCGACGCUGACUGUGUGACUUGCCACGCCAAAUUGGAUACAAUGCAAGCUGCCGUCGGGAUCAUUGAUCCUCUACGUAUUGAACAAGACUUCGGGAAAUCUAUGUGGUUCUGGGCUGGGUGUACAUCUGACUCGGUUUCCGAUAUCUACCCUUCUGAUGGUAUUGGUAGCUUCAGCGAGGAAGAGCUACAGGAGGCCAUGACGUCUUGUCUGAUAGCACAUGCCGCUAUUUUUUCAAUCCCGUACAAGCCCAAGUGUAUGUUCUUCCCCCGCACCAUGUCCAUAGGGUUGUUGGAGUCCGUCGUGGAAGCCCUGGCUCAACCUCCUUGUGAUAGUCCCACCGACUGCGUGGUUCUGAUACAUUUUCAAGGCCAAGCCUUGUCGGAGGAGCCUAAGAAUUGCGACUUGAGUCAUGGCAAGUGCACUGCCUAUGAUCACCGGAGCCCUGGCUGGCUUUUUGAGAUCGUCACGAGCUGGGGGAGAGAUGAAACCGCCCCCUCUGCCAAGCUCGAGUGGAUGCAGAACCUCUAUGAUGCGGUUUUCCCUGCCUCUCUCGGUACCUCCUAUCAGAACUGCGUAGACUUGGACUUGGCUGAGGGUCGUAAGUGGAUUGACCAGUUCUUCCCCAACGCGGACACCUACCGAAGACUCCAGCAAGUCAAGUGUCGCUAUAAUGCGGUUGAUAUGUUCAACUUCCCCGCGAUCGAUCUGAUGACGAUUGACAUUGAUGGCAGCAUAUGCGAAGCAGGAAUUACCACUACGUCAACGACAACCAAUGCAUACAGUACUGCCACUAGAACUACAACUCCUGGAUCCAUCUCGACGAGCACGAGUACUACUUCUGAAAAGUCUAGAGACUGCCGAGAGGCCGAUCGGAAGUGUUCCGAGGGUUACCCAGGCUCCUUUUGUAUGACGUAUAAGCUUCCGAACAUCUGUCGAGGAAGUAACGUACCAUGCAGCUGUACUCCCGGACAUAUUCCGUCAUCUACAACAACUCGAAGUGUCGAUGAACAUGACUGUUCUGAGGAGGACCUCCGCUGCGCUACUCUCAAGCAAGGCUCCUAUUGUAUGUACUGGAAGAAACCUUCUCGUUGUAAGGGUACGAGUGAGUCAUGCGACUGCUAGGGGGAAUGCUUGGUUGAGACAUUAUUUGUAACUCAAGUUCGCAUCGAACUG
This is a messenger RNA of Perkinsus marinus ATCC 50983, 2028 nucleotides long. RefSeq lists its product as hypothetical. The record is from RefSeq and is a predicted model, not a curated record. Gene Ontology annotation, molecular function: FAD binding. Bases 1 to 1977 code for a protein of 658 amino acids. The transcript has a single exon. Lineage: Eukaryota; Perkinsozoa; Perkinsida; Perkinsidae.